Mus pahari (shrew mouse) is the source of this 1526-nucleotide messenger RNA. Its product is annotated as vomeronasal type-2 receptor 116-like. Gene Ontology annotation, biological process: G protein-coupled receptor signaling pathway. Gene Ontology annotation, molecular function: G protein-coupled receptor activity. Bases 130 to 1440 code for a protein of 436 amino acids. Gene Ontology annotation, cellular component: membrane. Lineage: Eukaryota; Metazoa; Chordata; Mammalia; Rodentia; Muridae. The transcript has 4 exons. The record is from RefSeq and is a predicted model, not a curated record.
ACCUUGAUUUUACUCUUCUUGCUCCUGAACAUUCCACUUCCUGUGGCUGAUUUUAUUUAUCCCAGGUGCUUUUGGAAAAAGAAGCAGAAUGAAGACAAAGAUAGAAACCUUGAAAGAGACUGUAUCUUCAUGAUUCAAGUGGUACAACAGCCUAUGGAGCAAGAGUAUUUUAGUCAUAUUUUGCAUAUACAAACACAUGCUGAAAACAUCAAGUAUGCUCUAGCUUUGGCUUUUUCCAUAUAUGAAAUCAACAGGAACCAUGAUCUUUUGCCAAAUAUGUCUCUAAAAUUUACACUCACAGAAUAUAGUUGUUGCUCAGAAUCUGAAGGGAUGAGUCUCAUUCAUUUGAGUUUACAAAAUCAUGAUAUUCUCCCUAAUUAUGUGUGUAAAAAUAUCAACAAGUGUGAAAUGGCCCUUACAAGACUGAAUUGGGCAACAACUGUGAUAAUUUAUACAAUCCUAAACAACUUCAUAUUUCAGCAGUUCCUUCAGAUUACUUAUGGAUCCUAUCAUCCUGUCCUGAGUGAUUAUGAAAAAUUUCCCUAUCUGCAUCAGAUGGCCUCUGAUCAUACAUCUCUAGCCCUUGCCUUGGCAGCCUUCAUAAUUCAUUUCAGUUGGAACUGGGUAGGGUUGGUCAUCUCAGACAAUGAUCAAGGAAUCCAAUUUCUCUCCUAUUUGAGAAGAGAGAUGGGAAAAAGUACACUCUGCUUUGCCUUGGUCAGCAUGAUUCCAGUCGACAUGGAUUUAUACAUGUCAAGAGCUGAAGUCUAUCACAACCAAACCAUGACGUCAUCUGCUAGUGUUGUCAUCAUUUAUGGUGACACAGACAGUACUUUAGCUGUGAGCUUCAGAAUGUGGGAAUCUCUAGGAAUACAGAGACUGUGGGUCACCACCUCACAGUGGGAUGUCAGUCCUAGUAUGAAAGACUUUACAUUUGGUGACAAAUAUGGGACUUUUGCUUUUGGACAGCACCAUAGUGAGAUUUCUGGUUUUAAAAAUUUUGUCCAGACACUGAACUCUGCCAAAUGCCCAGAUGAAUAUCUGGUAGAGGUAGAAUGGAUGCACUUUAACUGUGAGAUCUCAGCCUCUAAAUGUAAGACACUGAAGAACUGCUCAUCCAAUCUCUCAUUGGAAUGGUUAAUGGUACAUACUUUUGACAUGGCCUUUAUUGAAGGGAGUUAUGACAUAUACAAUGCUGUGUAUGCUUUUGCCCAUGCACUCCAUGAGAUGACAUUUCAAAAGUUUGAUAAUAUGCCCAAGGACAAUGGAAAAGAAUACAGUUCUAGCUGCAAGAAGCUGUAUUCCUCUCUGAGAAAGACCCACUUCACUAAUCCUGUUGGAGACAGAGUGAAUAUGAACCAAAGAGACAAACUGAAGGAAGAUUAUGACAUUUUCUACAUUCGGAAUUUUCCACAGAGCCUUGAAUUUAAGUUAAAAUAGGGAUGUUUAAUCCCUAUUUUCCAAAUGGCCAACAGGUACAUUUAUCUGAAGAUAUGAUAAACUGGACAAAAGGAAGUACUCAGGUG